Molecule: messenger RNA, 4306 nt
Organism: Caenorhabditis angaria
Lineage: Eukaryota; Metazoa; Nematoda; Chromadorea; Rhabditida; Rhabditidae
Source: the annotation of a GenBank genome assembly
AUGAAUUUAACAACAUUUAGGAAUAUUCUAGCGUUUUGGUGGGUUUUCGCGCUCAAAAAAUUCAAAAAAAAUUCAAAAAAAAAUUUUCACAGGCUUCUCGGGUUGUGCAAUAAUUAUGGAUAUGUUAUUAUGUUAUCAGCGGCUGAGGAUAUUUUGGAUGCGCAGAAAAAUAAUGGAAGUUCGACGAACUCGACGAGCAAAGAUACUUGUGUGGUACGGUGGGUUUUGGCGUGGAAUUUUUGUCCAAAACAAGGUUUCCUGGUCAAAAAAUCAUGAAAAUUCCAAUUUUUCACUUCAAAAUCAAAUUUAAAGCCUAAAAAACCUUUCUAGACCUAAAAACCUUUAAAAAUUCAUAUUUUCGAUCCAAAAUAGGUUGCGGGACCUGAAAAUUCGAUUUUUUUUCAGAUUUUCAAUCAAAGGGAGCUCUCUGGAGCUGAAAAUAAUAAAAGUUUCAUAAUUUUCCUCUAAAAAUUGAAUUUCAAAUUCCGAAAACGUCUCUAGGCCUUAAAAUUAUAAAAAUUUCAAAAAUGUCAUCCAAAAAAUGUUCCUAGACCAGAAACCUCUCAGAAUUUCAAAUUUUAAGCUUUAAAAAUGUUCCUGAGCCUUAAAAUCUUGAAAUUUCCGAAUUUUUAUCUAAAAAAUGAAUUUCAGGUUCCAAAAACAUCUCUAGGCUUAAAAACCUUCAUAAAUUCAUAUUUUCAGUCAUAGAAAGGCUCCAAAUCUUUAAAAUUCUGAAAAAUUCAAAAUUUUCCCCUAAGAAUGUCUAGGAAGACCUAAAAAUUAUUAAACAUUCGAAUUUUUGAUGAAAAAAAUUUUCCUGGACCAGAAAACUCUCAGAAUUUCACUUUUUAAUCUUCAAAAAUGUUCCUGAGCUUAGAAAAUCAUGAAAUUUUCGAAUUUUUGUCCAAAACAAGGUUUUCUGGUCAGAAAAUCAUGAAAAUUUCGAAUUUUUGGCCAAAACAAGGUUUCCUGGUCAAAAAAUUAUGAAAAUUUCGAAUUUUUAAGCUUAAAAAAUGUUCCUGAGCUCAAAAAUCAUGAAAAUUUCGAAUUUUUGUCCAAAACAAGGUUUCCUGGUCAGAAAAUCAUGAAAAUUUCGAAUUUUUGUCCAAAACAAGGUUUUCUGGUCAAAAAAUCAUGAAAAUUUUGAAUUUUAGACCCCCAGACCUCGAAAAAAUCCCAAUUUUUGCAGCCAACCCUCGAAUCUCGUCAAUGUUCAACAAUUUCCACUGGCGCCGUUUUAUUAGCUGAUAAUUUGCCAGCUUUAAUAGUUCAGCUAACUUUUCCAUUUUUUAUGCAUCGAUUUCCUUUCGGUUUUCGAGCUCUUUUGGUUUUUGCUCUUCAAGUUUCGUGUUAUUUUGUUGUCGCUUUCUCGAAAAACGUUUUCAUGUCACUUUUGGGCGUUUGUUUGGCGAGUUUUGGACAAGGAAUCGGCGAAAUCACUUUUUUGGCCAUGGCUGCGCAUUAUAAGAGGUGGGAGGAGUUUUUGAACCGAAAAUUCGAAAUUUACAGGAUUUUUUGACCAGGAAACCUUGUUUUGGACAAAAAUUCAAGAAUUUUCAUGAUUUUUUGACCAGGAAAACCUUGUUUUGGACAAAAAUUCGAAAUGUUCAUGAUUUUUUGAUCAGGAAACAUUGUUUUGGACAAAAAUUCGAAAUUUUCAUGAUUUUCUGAAAUCCACGUGGCAAAAAUAUUUUUGAAAUUUUCCGUUUUGAAAAGUUCAGUAAAAAACCCACAUGUACAUAUUUUUGCAAAUUUUGAAAAAUUCAAAUUUCCCGCUCAGUUUUUUGAAGGUGGGAAAAUUCAAAUGUUCAAAUUUUUCGCUUAAUUUUCAAGGCGCGAAAUUCGAAAAUUCAAAAUUUCCCGCUUAAUUUUCAAGGCGCAAAAUGCAAAAAUUCAAAUUUUUAGGGAUUUUCAGCUCAAAAACAAGGUUCCCUGGUCAAAAAAUCAUGAAAAACUCGAAUUUUCCAUUCAGGAAACUCAAAAAUCCCCAAAUUUCCAGCGAAACCAUCGCUUCUUGGUCAUCCGGAACUGGCGGAGCCGGUCUAAUCGGCUCAUUCUCCUAUGCUCUCAUCACUCAAGCCGGGCUCUCACCAGCCAACACACUUUUGGCUCAACUUUUCAUUCCGGUGCUUUUUGCCGUGGCCUAUUUUUUGAUUUUGACAUUUCCCGAUACAGUUUAUACACCAAGAUGGUCGCAGCCAAAAACUUGGAUUAUUCCCAAAAAUUAUGAUCAGCAGAUUUUUGUGAGUUUGGCUAACUUUCAGCCCGUAAAAGCCUAAAUUUUAGGCCCAAACCACCCCAGAAUUGGCCAGAAAUCAUGUUUUUCCAGGACGACGCCAAGAAUCGGGGUGAAGUUCUGAAUUCGGAAAAAGUUCCGCAACGCGAGCUUUCCGCUUGGGAUCGAGUUCGUCUAAUUCGCCCGCUUUUGCAUUUGAUGGUCCCGUUGGCUACCGUAUACACGGCGGAAUAUAUUAUUAAUCAGGGAUUGGUGAGUUCCUUACAGUAGUGAAAAUAUGAUAGGAUUUCUAGCAGCCCCAAGUUCCCUACAGCAGUGAAAAUAUGCUAGGAUUUCUGACUGCCCCAAGUUCCCUACAGUAGUGAAAAUAUGCUAGGAUUUCUGACUGCCCCAAGUUCCCUACAGUAGUGAAUAUAUGCUAGGAUUUUUGACAGCCUCAAAGUUCCUUACACUAGUGAAAGUAUGCUAGGAUUUCUGGUAGCCUCAAGUUUUCUAGGGUAGUGAAAAUAUGCUAGGAUUUCUGGUAGCCUCAAAAAAUUCCAGGUAGUGAAAAUAUGAUGGGAUUUCUAACAGCCCCAAGUUCCUUACAGUAGUGAAAGUAUGCUAGGAUUUUUGACAGCCUCAAAGUUCCUUACACUAGUGAAAGUAUGCUAGGAUUUCUGGUAGCCUCAAGUUUUCUAGGGUAGUGAAAAUAUGCUAGGAUUUCUGGUAGCCUCAAAAAAUUCCAGGUAGUGAAAAUAUGAUGGGAUUUCUAACAGCCCCAAGUUCUCUACAGUAGGCAAAAUAUGGUGUGAUUUCAGACGGAGCUGGUGAUUUUCAACUGCUCACAAGGUCUCAGCCUACCAUUAUCAAGUCAAUAUCGUUGGUAUCAGGUGAGUAGAUCAAAAUUUCGGUGCCACGUGGCUUUUUGGCGCCAAAAUUACGAUCAAAAUGAUACUAAACAUGAUACGUGGCAACAAAUCUCCAAGUAAAUGGUCGCAGGUUCGAGUCCCCAUGAGAGCUACCAAAAAAAUUUUUUUUUUUUACUUAUUUUUGCCACGUGGCAUAUUUGGUAUCGUUUUGACGCGAAUUUUUUCCCAGGUUCUCUAUCAACUCGGCGUGUUCCUCUCACGAUCUUCUGUCAAAUUUUUCGAGAUGCCAGUUUGGCUCAUCUGGUUGCUUCCCCUAAUGCAGGUAGGUUGCAUUUUGUGCCACGUGGCGUUUUGGGGCAAAAAUAUGAUGCAUUUUGAUACCCAAUAAGGCUAGGUUUGAAAAUUUUGAAAAAAAAUUUGUUUCUUUAAUUUUCUUUGAUGCAUUUUGAUACCCCAUAAGCCAAAUUUGAAAUUAAAAAAAAACUUUUUAUUUAAAAAAUUUAAACCUAGGCUUAUUUGGUAUUAAAAUGCAGGUAGGUCGAAUUUUUUUGCCACGUGGCAUGGUUGUGGCGCGAAAAUUUCAAUUUGACGCAUUUUGAUAAGCCUAAUUUAAAAUUUGAAAAAAAAAAAUUUUAUUAAAAAAAAAUUUAAACCUAGGCUUAUUUGGUAUCAAAAUGCAGGUAGAUCGAUUUUUUUGCCACGUGGCAUGUUUUUGGGGCGAAAAUUUGAAUUUGAUACCCAAUAGGUUAAAAAUAUCAAAAAAAAAUUAAACCUAGGCUUAUUUGACGCAUUUUGAUACCCCAUAAGCCUAAUUUAAAAUUAAAAAAAAAUAUUUUUUUAAUUUUUAUUAAAAAAAUUUUAACCCAGGCUUAUUUGGUAUCAAAAUGCCUCAAAUUUCGCCCCAAAACGCCACGUGGCACCACAUUUUCACUCCGAAUUCAAAUUUCAGGUGAUAAACAUGUUAUUCUUCUUCUUCGAAGCCGUCUAUUGGUUCAUCCCCACAAUCAUCAUCAUAUUUUGCCUGAUUAUUUUUGAAGGACUACUGGGUGGCUCGGCCUACGUGAAUACAUAUAAUAAAAUUCACAAAUUAGUCGAACCCGACAUUCGCGAAUAUUCAUUGUCAGCUGCUUCGAUGGGAAAUUCGAUCGGAACGAAUUUCGCAGCUUUCAUCAGUAUUCCAUUGUAUAAUUGGAUUUGUGCCAUGAAAAUUCCGAGAUAA